Mycena citricolor is the source of this 1270-nucleotide messenger RNA. The record is from the annotation of a GenBank genome assembly. Lineage: Eukaryota; Fungi; Basidiomycota; Agaricomycetes; Agaricales; Mycenaceae.
UGUUCGCAGCGAUCAGCAACGUGCGGGCCUGCGUGCGCUAACGCUGCGCCCAUGCACGCGACGCACCGGCAGUGUUGAAGCACCGACAGGAAGGUCACAAGGACAGUCUGCGUACACGAGCGCGUGAAUGGGCUGCGGAGGAGAUAUUCAGGAUUGAAAGAGACCCACCGCAGCAGAGCAACUACCCGCUACAACCCAUCCAAUCCUGCACGCCAGAUCAGUUUCGGCCCUCGCGUCGUCACAGGAGCCGCCAGACUCGCCGAUGCGGAUCCCACGGCGCUGUGGGAUCCCAGAAGGAGGAUUGCUCGAUGGCCGCGGUGUUAUCGCUUGGACAGCUCAUGGGAGCUCGGGGGACAGAAGGAGGAAGGAAAGGCAAGAAGAGAAAGAGUGGAAGGAGACUGCGGACCGGCCCUCGUCGGCUAAUCAUGCCGAGUGGGAAAUUUUGCUUUCAUUAUGCGCGCGUCAUCCCAAACGGUCACCUGUUCCGACAGAUAUGCGCUUUGACUGUGACGCGCUCAUGGGCUCAGCUGUUGCGCACACCUCGACGUGCGUGUCUCGAUCCCUGAGGUGAUAAGAGGCCCAUAGCGCGAAGACUGGCAGACGGGUUUGCGCUAUGACAGAGCCGAUCGUGAAUUUGCAUAGCGCCCAACAGUAUUAGCCACAUGGCGAAGAUCACGGUGGUGGCAUGUCGAGGAGUCAUCCCUCGUCAUCCUGGGCGCUGAAAAUGGCAAAAAAGAAAUUACCGACCCUCACGUUGACCGGGUUCUGCGACGGGGAACACACGAGUUGUGCGGUCAAGGCGGGCAAGUCUUGGCUUUCAGUCAUGUUGGCGGCGAAUUUGGGUAGCAACUUGAGCCUGGGCCCGGGAUCUUUCGCCUAGGACAUUUUUUAUGAUAGCUGGGCUGGGUCCAUAGACGUCUCCUCAGUCGAUUUUCACGUGAAUCGAGAGAAUGGGACAGGCUGUCUCCUCGGCCAAAAGAUUUCACAAUUAGAUCGAUGGAGCCAUUAUUUUUCCCCGGGAUAUUUCCGGCCUCUCAAACUUCAGGCUUUGGAUCCCCUUCACUUUGUCACAGAACUAAGAUCGUGACAUCUCACACCGCUUGGUCCGUGACGUUCAGAUCAGACCCCGCUCCAUGCACAACAUUACAAAGAGUCAUGGCGCUUUUUUAAAAGGCUAUGAGCUGGAUAUUCAAUCUUAGGUGGAUGACUUUACUUGAGAGGAUUCUGGAGUUUCUUGAAUUCACAUAAACAUACUCAAAGAGGAAGGUUU